CCAGGCCGUUAUGUCAUUUUCACGGACAGUGAUUUCGAUUGUGCUGGUGUCUGUUGCGUUGUGCGCAACGAACAGUGUAAACGCAUUCGUGAAGAUAGACCUUUUUGGUCAUGGAACCUUCUCCCAGUAUUAUAGAAACUUCUCUAGGGCCAGCAAUGUCAUUUCAGAGCAAUGCAGAAGCGAUUUCCUGUUCUAUCUGGACAAUCUCCUCAACAAAAUCACACCUCCCGACUGGGCUCUGCGAAUGUUUGACUCUUCAACAAAAGUACCAAAAGGCAUUAUAACAGGUGGUGGUACUGACCUUGGAGUUUUUGAUGAAUGCAUUGACAUACAAGGAAUAAAAACACAGACUGGCAAAUUUGAUGGGCAGCACUGUCUUGCUGAUAUCACAUUUUCGAAUGAGCUACACGCAAGACAAAAUAAAAACAAUAAUGGGACUCUAAGCAGGAUAGCAGGCAUUGGAAUACUAGACCUGGAGACUUUGACAGUGGCCUUAUGUGUGCCCUCAAGUUGUUCAUCCCAAGACACUGCUAUCCUGGUCCAGGAGUUAAUAAAUGCUUCUUCAUAUAUCAGCAAUACACAGUUGGUGCAAACACAAACGCAAGUGUACCCACUUAAAUGUCAUGUCAAAAACUCCACCUCAUUAAGAGCAGUUGACUGGGCUGCAAUAGGCAUUUACAUCUUCUUCAUUGUAUUAAUUGCCCUGAGUACUGUAUAUGAUAUGGUUGCUAAAGCACAAGGUGCUAAGCAGAAGUUAUUCACAGCAUUUUCAGCAACUAAAAACUGGAAGCAAUUAAUGAGUGUGAAAUCACCAUAUGGCUCUAUAUCAGUCCUUAAUGGAAUGACAUUCAUAACUAUAGGAUGGGUGAUGGUCUCACACAGAUAUAUCAUUGGCUCAACCAUACCAAGUGACAAUGGUAACACUUUCAUGAAUAUGAUGUUUGGAGACUGGAAAUAUGUACACAUACUGAGUGGUUCUCUUGCAGGAGACACAUUUCUCAUGAUAAACGGUUUACUUUUAGCCUACAUGUUCUUUCAAGAAAUUGAUAAAGUGCAAAAGUUUAACUUACCACUAUUUUAUAUCAGUCGUUAUUUGAGGAUGACUCCUGCUUAUGCCAUGGCAGUAUUAUUUAAUUCAUCUCUACUGAUUCAUAUGGCAUCUGGACCACUCUGGGAUGCACAUGUGAAACCAAUAAUGGAAAACUGUCAAGCUGACUGGUGGGCCAAUAUCAUUUACAUAAAAAAUUAUUACAACCCUUUAUCAGAAUGUGUGAGUCAAAGCUGGUAUUUACAAGUGACAAUGCAGCUUUUCUGGUUAUCACCACUUCUACUGUACCCUCUCUGGAAAACGCCAAAAAUAGGGAAAAUCCUCUUGGUUAUCUGUUUUAUCAUUGGACUGGCAAUAGAUUUUGGUGUUGCAUACGGAUUUGAGAUUAGAGUUUCAGUGCCAGAACGCAGAGCUAACAUUGAAUGGGAUAAUGAUUACAAGACAAGAAUGUACUAUACCACACACACUCGGUACAAUUCUUGGCUUGUUGGAGUAAUCACUGGGUACAUGCUUCACAAUAUUAAAAAGCAAAAAGCUGAGUUUAAGAUGCCAAAAGUCACCACAGUUGUGACAGUGAUUACUUUAACAUUUCUCACAAUAGGCACAGUAUUUGCACUGUACCCCUUCAAUCUUCCAAAUUAUGUGUAUAGCCCUGUCAAUGCAGCAUUUUUUCACACAUUUAUCAGAACAGGUUGGUCUACAGGAGUUGCACUAUUGGUGUUUUCAUGCUGUACUGGCUAUGGGGGUGUUAUUAAUGCAUUACUUUCAUGGAAAGUGUUUGCACCAUUAUCUCGUAUCACUUAUUCCAUGUUCCUCACUCAUGGAGCAAUACAAAUGAUGCUGAUGUACAGAACAACAGCAAUAAUUCAUCUGGAUGAUACAAAUGUGGUAACUGCAUUCAUCUCUGACAUGAUCCUCUGCAUGGCAGUGUCUAUACCAUGGUUUAUUGUCUUUGAAGCACCAUUUGGUGUAAUAGAGAAGACAUUAUCAGGUCAUGUGAGUCUUUCCAUCAGUGCAAUGUCAACAGAUGACAGUGAAAGGAAAGUGGAUGAGGAAUCUCUGAAAAAUGCAGCAACAUCGCAAGAACAAGCAGAUUUAAAAAUGUAAUUGGUUAACAAGAAAUAAAAUAAUACAAAAAUGUAAUAAAAGACAAUUAAAUAACUAUUCCACUA
Molecule: messenger RNA, 2220 nt
Organism: Schistocerca americana (American grasshopper)
Lineage: Eukaryota; Metazoa; Arthropoda; Insecta; Orthoptera; Acrididae
Product: nose resistant to fluoxetine protein 6-like
Exons: 13
Coding region: 11-2155 (714 amino acids)
Molecular function (GO): acyltransferase activity, transferring groups other than amino-acyl groups
Source: RefSeq, a predicted model, not a curated record